AUGCCGGCGCCCCGCCCAGUCGCUGCUCGCGGCUCUGCUCACUGCGCGUCGGCCAUGGCUGCGCUGAGCUUGCUGCCAUGGCCGUUCGCUGCUGCAACGGUCACUUCCGUUGCUUCCUUGCGUCGCCGCAAGCCGCCCGGACCUUGCUGCCAUCCUCCGUUGCGCCUUCUCGCUGCUGCUCCUCCUUCCUUGACCACCAUGGCUGAGCAUCGAAGCUUUGCUUCUCGGCCAUGCAGCGGCUCUGUUGAGAUGAAAGCCAGCCUUCAAAACCAAAGCCAAUUUGUGCUGCCAUCAUGGGACGUUGGAAGCAACCAGUCUUAUUGUAAUUGGGCUGGAAUUGUUUGCGACAACACUAGCAGCAUCGCCAACAUUGUCCUUAACAGCUUAGGCUUGACAGGUACACUUUUCAGUUUUAGCUUCUCCUCCUUCCCCCAUCUUAUCCGAUUUGAGCUUCGUAACAACUCAUUCUACGGGUCUAUUCCUGCACAGAUUGGAUUAGCAAAUCUUACACAUUUAGAGAGAUUCGCCAUAAACGAUAACAAGCUCACUGGUCGUCUACCUCAAAAUCUAUGCCUAGAUGGAUCACUCACAGGUCUUGGUGCAUCAAACAACAAUUUAACAGGCAAUAUCCCCAAAAGCUUGAGAAACUGCAAUAGCUUGGUUCAUGUUAGGCUUGAGAACAACCAACUAGAGGGUAACUUGCAGGAGGAGUUUGGUGUACUACCAAGCUUGGAAUACAUGGAUUUGAGUUAUAAUUGUUUCACGGGCAAGCUUUCUGAAAAAUGGGGGCAGUCCAGGAAUUUGACUAGCCUGAUGAUCUCCAAUAAUCAACUCACUGGAAACAUACCGCCUGACCUUGCUGCAGGAACUAAGUUACAGUUUCUUGACCUCUCUUCAAACCAUCUAGUGGGGGAGAUCCCAAAGAAUUUGCGGGAAUUGGGCUUACUAUUCCACCUUAAUUUGAGUAAUAACAAGCUUUCAGGCAAUAUCCCAACAGAAAUAUUUGGUACCCAAUCCAGUUUACAAAACCUUGAUCUAGCAGCAAACAACCUUACUAGUUCAAUUCUAAGGGAGAUAGCAAACUGUGAAAACUUACAAAACUUGAAUUUGGGUGAGAAUCGACUCGCCGGUGGUAUUCCUUUUGAGAUAGAAAAAUUACAAUUUCUUCAAAGCCUUGAUCUUGGAGACAACAAUUUAAUGGGUGAAAAACCAUCUCAGCUUGGGAAAAUGCCAAGGUUGGAGAAAUUGAAUCUCUCCCACAACAUGCUUUCUGGUUCCAUCCCUUCCUCUUUUGGCAAUCAGCCAACAAGUUUGACAUCUAUUGAUAUAUCUUACAAUAACUUGAAAGGUCCUCUACCGAACACCAAGGUUUUUGAAGCAUAUGAAGCAUACAGAGGUAACGACAGUUUGUGUGGCAAUCAGACGGGCUUGAUACCUUGCUCAUCACUUAAAGAGAGGAACAAGGUGGAUAAAUCCAGAACAAAAACCAAACUUGUUCUUCUUGUGGUAGUUCCUCUGGUAGGGACUCUAUUUCUCUUACUUGUAGUUGUUGGAAUCUUUCAAUUUUUGAGCAAAAGAGUAGUAUUGAAAGAAGAAAGUGAGAUCCAAGUCGUACAUAAUGAAAAUUUAUUUGAAAUAUGGAGCUAUGAUGGGAAAAUAGUGUACGAAAACAUCAUAGAAGCAACAGAGGACUUUAAUGAGAAACACUGCAUUGGACGAGGAGGAUGUGGCGUUGUUUAUAAAGCUAAGUUUUCAAGUGGUUUAGUUGUUGCUGUGAAGAAGAUCCAUCCUUCCGAAGAUGGAAAUUUGGUUGAUUUAAAAAGCUUUAGGAGUGAGAUUUGUGCACUAACAGAAAUACAACAUCGUAACAUCAUAAAGCUUUAUGGUUUUUGUUCGGAUUCACGUUGUUCAUUUUUGGUCUAUGAGUUCUUAGAAGGAGGUAGUUUGGAAAAUAAGCUCAAGAACAAGAAAGAAGCAUUGGGGUUUGACUGGGGUAAACGAAUGAAUGCUAUCAAAGGUGUAGCGAGUGGUUUGUGUUAUAUGCAUCAUGAAUGUUCACACUCAAUCAUCCAUAGAGACAUAUCAAGUAAGAAUAUUUUGUUUGAUUCAGAAUGUGUUGCUCACAUAUCUGAUUUUGGCACUUCUAGACUCUUAAACAUCCACUCCUCCAAUUGUACUUCAUUUGCUGGGACCUUCGGAUAUGCGGCUCCAGAACUUGCUUAUACAAUGGAAGUGAAUGCAAAAUUGGACGUAUAUAGUUUUGGGAUUCUAACAUUAGAGAUGUUAAUGGGAAAACACCCAUGUGAUCUUAUCUCAUCUUUUUCCUCUUCGUGUUCCUCGUCUGUCUCAUUGCCUUCCACUUUCCAUGGCAUAUUAUUGAAAGACGUACUAGACAAACGCCUCCCACCACCAGAGGAUCAAAUGGUAGAGGAAAUUUUGGUUCCCACAAAGUUAGCACUUGCUUGCAUUAACACCAAUCCCCAUCUCCGACCAUCUAUGAGGCAAGUUUAUGUGGAGUUAUCAAAACAGAGGCCAUCUUUUGAGAGUUCAUUCCACACAAUUGCUUUGGAUCAACUCCUUGAAAUGAAAUGUAUUUAA
Messenger RNA from Diospyros lotus (date-plum), 2598 nucleotides. RefSeq names its product MDIS1-interacting receptor like kinase 2-like. The transcript has 4 exons. Lineage: Eukaryota; Viridiplantae; Streptophyta; Magnoliopsida; Ericales; Ebenaceae. Gene Ontology annotation, molecular function: protein binding; protein kinase activity; ATP binding. Gene Ontology annotation, biological process: protein phosphorylation. Bases 1 to 2598 code for a protein of 865 amino acids. The record is from RefSeq and is a predicted model, not a curated record.